AUGUCACCGCCUCAGCAGCAUGAGCCGCAGCCGCAGGAACAUCAGUCGAAGGAAGGGCAACAGCGGGAGAAAAUUGUCGAAGAUAUCAGCCAGCACGCACCAUCCAGGCUCCCUCCGGCCGUCGACGGUACGGCCGAGCCGGGAAGGCCAGCUCGAUCCGGUUCUUGCGGGCCGGAGCCGCAGCAGCCAGAGCAGCAGGAACCUCAGCACGAACUGAAGCGGCAGCAGGGCGGGCGGGAUGCACAAGAACUCCACAAGGGCGAAGGUCUACUUGCUGCGCCCCAACGACAAGAGGAAGAGGCAGCAGUGCUGCAGGUCCCCUACGUGCGGGUGCCCCCGCCCUCUGGAGGCGGUUCAGUUGUGGUAGAUGUGGCGGUUCUGGGCAGCAGCAUCUCCAGCACCCUCAUCUGUGCGGCUCUGAGCCGCAGGGGCUUACACUGUCUGCUCUGCGAGCCCUCUUGGUCCUAUGGGGGCCCCCAUCGCAGCGUGCGCUUCGAGGAGCUGCUGAACUGGGUGCACGGCUGGACCUCUAACGGGGGCCCCCAGAGGCCCUCUUCGGGGCCAGAUGAUGAAGAGAGGCGACAAACCCGGAAGAAGGGGCUGCCGCCCUGCCCUUGCAGCUGCCACGACCUGGAGACGGAGCAGCUGGCUCCCAGUAGCUCGUGCGGCGUUGCCAUUGAAGAAGCCCUAAGGGCAGAAAACGGGGGCCCUGCAGACGGCGUGUACGGGGCCCCCAGUGGCGAAGUUGCUCAGGAGGGCCCCCAAGGGGCUCCGUGUUCUCCUGUCGCUGCGAGGCCCUGGCUGGAGCCGCCACAGGGGGACUGGGGCAGCUCCUCCAGCUGCUCUCUAGGACUCGUGCGGCUGCUGCAGGCCACCUCCAGCAGCUGCAGUAGCAGCAAGAGGAGAGAUAUUCAGGGUCAGAGCCGUCUGCUGCGUGACGGGGAGGGCAAGCGACCCAGCCCAGACUGUGUAGUUCCGGGUGAGGCAUCUUGGCCAUUUGAGAGGAAUGGGGAAGGCCCCCCAGGGGGGCCCUCUCCAUUCCACUCAAAUGGGCAAGGCCUCACAAGGGGUCCCCUCUGGGGCCCCCGUGAAGCCCCUCCUGAAGGCCCCUCCACGGGCAUUCAGGAGGACCCAUUUGAAAACCGAUGGUAUUCUUUUGGGCCCUUUUUGGAGCCCGCCGAGGCCCCCACGGGCGAGGAGGCCCUUGAGGAAGGAGAGGGGGAGACGGAAGGGGAAACAGAAACAGAUGCUAGCAGCACUGACUCUGCCUCUACAGAUGCCACGGCAGAGACAACUUACACAGCCACCACGAGCAGCACUACGGACACAAUAGAGACGCAUAGAACUGCCCGGCAAACGCCUAGACCCCCUCCAUUUUUGCAGCCGGCGGCUUCUCCUGCAGCUUCGGCAGCAGCAGCCGCUACAGCACCUGCCGCUGUGCCGCCGGCUGCGGCGCCGCCUGCAGCAUCACCUGCAGCAGGACCUCGCGCUGCAGCAGCAGCUGCUGGCGGAGCCGCAGCGGCGACGGGGCACUGGGGAUCGGGACCCCUGAGUAGCCCAGUGCCGUCACUGCAGCGCGCCGUUGGAGAUUCUCCUGCUGCAGAGACCCCGCAGCAGUCCCAGCAGUUGCCGCAGCAGCCGUUGCCUCCGCAGCCACAGCAGCAGUUACUGCAGCUGCAGCAAGGUUCAAACACGCACGUAGAUCCCCUGACUGCAACGCUGCAUCUGCAAAGGCUACCCGAGACGCCGCUGGCUGAAGCCGGCGCCGAGCGCAGCAGCAGCCCGCAUGCCUCGCCUCUCUCGACAGGCUACGCAGCAGCAGAUGGUCACUCGAUGGAGCCACCUGAACCUGUGGAAGCAGCAGCAGCAACGGCAGAAACGGCGGAUGCGGGUUUGACGGAGGCGGUGGAGGUUGCAGCAGCCGAAGCAGCGACUGCAGCGGCCCAAGCUGCGACUGCAGCCGCAGCAGCAGACGCAGCAGACGCAGCGGCAGCUGCUGGAGAGCCUCCUGGAAGCGUCGAGGCCCAAAGACUGCAGAUGAGACACGAACUGAUGACUGAGGGCCCCCGUUUCCUCAUAGACCUGAUGCCGAAGUGUAUAUACACCUCGAGCGACACUGUGGAUGUGCUGCUCGAAAGCGGCGCCGCAAAGUAUUUGGAGUUCAAGACAUGUGAUGCUUCUGUCCUUACGGCGGAGCUGCUGCUGCAGCAGCAGCAAGAUGAUGAUGCGCCGCAGGCGCCGCUCGCUAAUUCCCAGCAACAGCACGGGUGGCAGCAGCAGCAACAAAACGCGUCCGCGACCCCUGCUGCUUCGGAAUUUGCAGGCGUGACUGCCUCCACAGCAGCAGAGUCUGCUGCUGCUGGAGUGCGGGCUCCCUCCGUUUCCCGGCAGUGGGUCGGAGGGGGUGAUGUGUCCCUGGGGGGGCAUUUGGGGUGCUUCUCUGCAAAUGAAAAGAUUGUCUUAGAGGCCACACCAAUGAGUAAGGGCCAAAUAUUUCAGUCGCAGCUGCUUUCUCUUGGGGAGAAGCGAGUCCUGAUGAGAUUUGUUGCUGCUGCGGGCGCCCCUUCUCCCACCACCGUUAGUGCCCCCUUCGCAUCUGCUGCACAUUGGAUGCCUGAAGGACAGCAGCACCCUGCGGCUGGAAGGUCACCUGGUGAGCUGUCCGGCAAGCCCCCCGUGGCGGCGCCUCCCGAUGGAAAAGCAACUUUGCCAGCAGCAGAUGGCGCUGCAGCAUGUGCUGCACCAGCGAUGAGCGAGGAAGGGGAUUGCUGGGACUGCUAUUUAGAGCAGCAGGGACUUAACUCUCACCUCCGGCGGCUGGUGACGUACGGAGUGUGCCUGUGUGACAAGCCGCUGCUCCCCACAGCCGCAGCACCCGCAGCAGCAGCUGCAGCAGGGACGUGCACGGGUGAGCACGUUAGCCGGUGGAGUGUUCGAGAGGGCCUGAACCGUUUGCAGCUGUUUGUUUCCGGUUGUGGGCUCUACGGCUGCAGAGGGGCGCCUUUGCUGUACCCCCUUUACGGAUCAGGGGAUCUGCCCCAGGCCUUCAUACGCGCUGCUGCGCUCAGUGGGGCCCUGUGCAUGCUGGGCGCCGCCGUGCAGCGCCUGCAGUUUAUUUCGCCCCCCGCACAACCGCAUGCUCAGCAGCAACAACAGCAGCAGCAGCAGCAGCAACAGCAGCUGGAGUUGCAGCGAGAGGUAGAGGGUGACAGCGAUGAGGACCUCGAAAAGCUGGCCGAAGUACUGCAGCGCACCAGCAGCUGCAUGGUGCUCCACUGCAGCAACGGAGAGAGAGUCGUUACGAAGCUGCUCCUUUACGAGAGUGGUUGCCUGCCGGCGCCUCAGGGGAAGCCGCUGCUUCUCAGGAAGCAAGCCCAAGCGUUCUAUCACUCUGUCCCUUGCAGAAAGCCUCAGAAGCAGCAGCAGCAGCAUCAACAGGGCAGCCAGCUCAUAGUUAAUGUGGAUGCAGAAGAACGAAAAGGCACUGUAGAAGCAACAGUCGCUGGAGAAGCAACUGCAGGGGCAGAAGCAGCGCCCGCACCAGCAGUAGACGUAGCGGAGAGCCGAGCGACUGCAGCAGAGGCCCCAUUAAAAGAAGCAGAAAUCUCAACAACAGCCACAGCAGCAGCAGGAGCGGCAGCAACAGCAGCUGCUGGAGGCAACGGCUGUAAGCGAGAAGCGGGAGGCGGAGACACAGAAACAGCUCUGUCUUGCUGCCGGCUGCUGGCAGUUUGUACUGAGCCUGUUCUAGGCGGCCCUGGCUUUAGAAUGAGUGUUGUUGUAACGCAUGCACCGUGCGACGACAGGCUUUCUCCCGCCACUGCUGCUGGUUUAGGUACUGAUGCUGAUGGCAACGGCAGCCUGGACAGCGGCAGCAACAGCGGAAGGAGUGCUGAGGCAGAGUUGCCUGUGCAUGUGAUGCAGACAGAUGCAGCAAGUGCUGUUGCUCCGAAAGGUUAUUUCCUGCUGCACCUAUCUCACGUGUUCUCUGGAGCGGUGCGGUGCUCCAGCGACGUGCUGCCGGAGCAGCAGCAGCAGCAGCGGCAGCAGCAGCAGCAACGGCAGCAGCAGCUUUCUCCUUCGGCAGUCACAGGCGGGACUGUCGCUUGUGGCUGUUGCAGCAACGGGGCGGGCCGUGGGAGGUGUGCAGGUGGUGGGAGCCAGGAGACUGCGUCGGGGCAGGGUGUAUGUACAGCCUCUUGUGGCUGUGGGGCUGACGUGCAUUGCUGCGCCGUGCUGCUGCGGGUGCUCAAGGGCCUCCUGCGCUCGGCGGGGGGCCUCCGGACCUGUUAUUUCCUGUGCGCAUUUCGAUACAACCAACACGUUGCAACAGCUGCAGCAGCAGCAGCAGCAGCAGCGAUGCCGCUGCAGCUCCCUGCCUCAUUUUCAGAGCAGAAGCGGAAGCAACAGCAGCAGCAGGAGCCGAACUCUCACGCUACCGAAAAGCCGGUGGGGGCCGCGGAGCACAAGGCUGCAGAAGCGGCUUCGGUAAACUCAGUUGAGUCCACAGCUGUGCCGACAGCCGCUGCAGGCGAAGCGGCAACAGUAGAGUGUGUGGAACAAGUGUGUGCCGAGAAAGAGGACCCUGCGCUGCUCCUGCUGUCUGCGGUCAACAAGAGGGACCGCAGCGAGGCCGUAUUGUCCGCAGAGACGGUACCAUGUGGGGUGCUGUCUUUACCAGAUGCAUGUGCUUCCCCAUGUUUCCCGCUGUUGCAAGAGUGUGAGGGGGCGCGCCUCAUGGUUCAAGCACUUCUGCGGGAAGAGCUGCAAGCUCAGCAGCUAGUGGGCAAGGGCCCUCAGCAGGAGCCAGGCGAUAAAGAUGCGGAGGAGCAGCACCUAGACUCUACAUAUGAACAGCUGACGGAUCUCAUAGAAUCAUCGCAGCAAGCUUCCGCAGCAGCAGCAGCUACAACUCCACUAUCAACAUGA
Molecule: messenger RNA, 4929 nt
Organism: Eimeria tenella
Lineage: Eukaryota; Apicomplexa; Conoidasida; Eucoccidiorida; Eimeriidae
Exons: 1
Coding region: 1-4929 (1642 amino acids)
Biological process (GO): protein geranylgeranylation; vesicle-mediated transport; small GTPase-mediated signal transduction
Cellular component (GO): Rab-protein geranylgeranyltransferase complex; cytosol; cytoplasm
Molecular function (GO): GDP-dissociation inhibitor activity
Source: RefSeq, a predicted model, not a curated record